AUGAGGGGAAAAAGGUUUAAAACAGCGAAUUUUGUUCCAGAUAGACGCAAUCUUUUUCCGAGAAAGAGACCUACUUAUCGAAUUCUUGAUUGGACUUUCUACCCUACAUUGUGUGAAAUCUAUUCUUGGAUGGAUUUUAUUAUAAAAGAACGCCCUAAUAUAGUUACGGGUUUCGACAUCGGCCGCUCUUAUGAGGGCCGUCUGAUACGAGGUCUGAAGCUUUCUUUUAAGUCCGGUAAGAAAGCGAUUUUUAUCGAAUCAAAUAUUCACGCCAGAGAGUGGAUAAGUUCAGCAGCUUGCACUUAUUUAAUCAUGGAAUUGUUGUUUUCCAUAAAUCCUGAUGUACGUGAACUGGCCGAAAGUCUUGAUUGGUGGAUAGUCCCCGUAUUGAAUGUUGAUGGUUUUGUUUAUUCGCAUGAGAAUGAAAGAUUGUGGCGUAAGUCAAGAAAACCUGUCAAUUCUGAUUGCGUCGGUGUCGACUUAAAUCGUAACUUCAACUAUAAAUGGGAAAUCAAAAGAUGUGCAGAUCCUUCUUCAAAUAUGUACAGUGGUCCUUGCGCUGAAUCCGAACCAGAAAUUGAACAAUUGACAAAUUUUAUAAGCAACCAUAUACCAAAAGGUUCUAUUAAGAUUUAUGUAGCACUACAUUCGCCACUGCAAGCAGUGCAUUUGCCUUGGUCGCAUACGAAAGUGCCGCCCGAAGAUUAUCAAGAACUUUUAUAUGUGGCCAAUGCUUUCGCUGAAGCUUUGUAUUCCCGGUAUGGUACUAAAUAUCAUUGUGGAAGCAGUGCCAAUUUAUUAUCACAUUUGUUUUCUGGAGGCAGCAGAGAUUGGGCUUACGGAGAGAAACACAUACCAAUAGCCUAUACAAUUGAAUUACCAGGAAAAGGUCGGCCAUCGCCUUAUGAGUUGCCAGAGGACAGUAUUUUGCGUACAAGCGCAGAAUUUUUGGAUGGUUUUAUUGGAAUGGUUAGAGCUGUUAAAAAACUUGGUUACAUUUAA
Messenger RNA from Glossina fuscipes, 1002 nucleotides. Its product is annotated as zinc carboxypeptidase-like. Bases 1 to 1002 code for a protein of 333 amino acids. The record is from RefSeq and is a predicted model, not a curated record. Gene Ontology annotation, molecular function: metallocarboxypeptidase activity; zinc ion binding. NCBI's taxonomy places the organism in Eukaryota, Metazoa, Arthropoda, Insecta, Diptera, Glossinidae. The transcript is spliced from 4 exons. Gene Ontology annotation, biological process: proteolysis.